Messenger RNA from Musca vetustissima, 522 nucleotides. RefSeq names its product histidine-rich glycoprotein-like. Gene Ontology annotation, cellular component: extracellular matrix. The record is from RefSeq and is a predicted model, not a curated record. The coding region runs from base 1 to 522 and encodes 173 amino acids. The transcript has 2 exons. Lineage: Eukaryota; Metazoa; Arthropoda; Insecta; Diptera; Muscidae.
AUGAAAUUUGUAAUUAUUGCCCUUAUUGUGACACUUUGUGUUGCCAUGACCAUGGCUCAAGGUCAUCAGGAUCACUAUGAACAACAUCAGGGUCAUCAUAGUGAGGAACAUCAUGAGGAUCACCAUGACAAUCACCAUGACGAUCACCACGACGGUCAUAAGGACUAUUAUUCUCAUCCCAAAUAUGAAUAUAAAUAUGGUGUCAAAGAUUUGAAAACCGAAGAUAUUAAAGAACAAUGGGAAGAACGUGAUGGCGAUAAAGUUCAUGGUGGCUAUCUCUUGAAGGAAGCUGAUGGCACUAUUCGUGUUGUUAACUAUCAUGCCGAUGAUCACACCGGUUUCCAUGCUGAAGUCAAAACAAUUGGCCAUGCUGAACAUCCCCAAACUCACUACAAGGAUGAUGAUCAUCACCAUGAACCUCGUAUUGAAUAUGAACAUGACGACCAUUAUAGUCAACAUCAUAAUGAAUAUGACAAUGGUCAUUAUGAUUCAUAUGGCCACUAUAAUUCUUAUCACCAUUAA